UCCGCAAACGACGCACGCGCCUUCCCCGCCGCGAAUAUAUCGAUAUUAUAAUAAAACGGUCGUGUUUUAGGCCGGCUUCACUUGAGUUUGUAAACAAAUAAUAUGACUACGUGACUGACCGCGAUGUCUUUCUGUAGAAUAACCGGCCGCAGUCGGGGCCUGCCAAAGCCCAAUUAUUUCCCCCUUCUUGCGCCUAUUUCGCCGGCAGACGCGAAGAGAUGCUGCAGGAUUACAGGAAAAUCCUACGGAUUACCAACCCAUCAUUACAUUCCAGUGUUACUUGCCGCCCGAUCGGGCAAAGCCAAAUGUAAAAUAACCAACGUAUCCGGCGAACUUGGACCACAUCAUUAUUCGCCUGAAAUUAACUAUGGAAACAGAAAACAUGAGAUGCUUGCAGAUUAUAGAUAUAUAUUUCCGGUUUUAGACGGCUCUACUGAGGCUCAAAGAGGAUUGAUGGAGAUGCUUUUGACGAAACAGGUGACGGACGACAAACGGUAUGUGUACACGGUUCAAGAGAAAAAAUGCAGCUUGGUUUUCUCCGCUCGAAUGGAGGCGGCAGUGAGAGACGGAGAUGUCAGAGAUGUUAUGCUAGCUAAAGACACGGACACUUUGCUUAUCAAAACAAAACAAGGCCGCAGUGUUUCCAUGGACUUUAAAGAUUUCACUGAUGAAGUGGAAAUAUUUGAAGGAGAAGGACCAAAUGCUGAAGUUUUGAAACAGAGAGAGUUAGAGGAACUCGAGGAUCGCAAGAAAAAAAGGAAACGUGCAGCUGGUCUUUCGUCUAUGAAAAAAAUUUUUGAAAACAAAGAAAAACUAGCAGAAGUACAAGAAAUUAAAGAGGAGAAAAUGCGGCAAGAGCGAGUAGCAAAAAAAGCUAAGUUAGAGGAAACUAGGCACGAAAAACAUGAUAUUAAAAGUUUUACCUGUAAUAAUUUCGAUCUUCAUCAUAUGCGAUCGAAAUCGAGUAUUCUUAUGUGCAGUGGUGACUGGAGAGAUCAGAUGCAUCCACUUCUUGAAACAUGGGACUGGGAUUUGUUUGAGAAAGAAGUAAACAAUGAGUUCUUGGUACCUAAAGUGACUACACUGCCGGCCCCUCUUAAUAUAGCACCCUAUCAUUGUGAUACUGAAGUACAUGAAGUGGACCGCAAUAUAAGUGAAGUUUCGAUUCCUCUCGAAAACGUGCCUUGUGUAAAUCCUUUAAAGCCAGUUAAAUCACGACCAUCGGAAGCAGUGUUAAGUGCAGUUGCAGAAAUGUCAGAAGAACGAUUAAUAGACACAUCAAACAUUACAGAAAAGUUACUUAACUGUGAUAAAGUUGAUAUGCUCCCUACACUAAACGAUUUAACGGAAGUUGUCAAAAACAUUAAGAAAGGGAAAAGAGAAAAAAUUGCUAAAAUAUCAGGCUUGACUUUAGAUAUAAAUAAAGCAAAGAAGUUCAUUCCCGGUCAACAUAUCAAUACACCUCAAGGCUCAGUGUUUGUACCGGGCCAAACAGUAGAAACACCUGCUGGGCCUAUAUUUGUACCUGGUCUUUGUGUUAAUACGCCGUUAGGACCAGGGCUAGUACCCGGACAUAUUGUAAAUAAUGAAAAUACUAACGAGCCAUUUUUCCUCGCUGGACAAGUUUUGCAAACAGAAAACGGAGAUGAAUUUGUCUGUGGACAAACUAUCAAAAAUAAAGAUGAAACAUAUCGAUUUACUGAAGGACAGACAGUUUUAUCUGAGGAAGGAAUAAAAUUUGUUCCUGGAAAGGUGAUUACUAAUGGAUCUGAAGAAGUGUUUGUUCCAGGUCAAACAAUAAUGACCCCAGAUGGAUUAAAAUUUGUACCUGGGCAGACAUUGAUGGAAAAUGGCAGUAUUAUUUUCACACCCGGACAAAAUACGAAAAUAAACAAUGAAUGGCAGUUCGUGCCAGGUCAAGUGGUACAUCAAGAUAAUGAAUUGCAAUUUGUUCCCGGGGCUACACUAGCUACACCAAAUGGGCUUAAAUUUGUUCCUGGUCAAACAGUUACAACUAAUGGGGAAACGGUAUUUGUUCCUGGUAUUAGUAGAAUGGGUGGCAGUGGUCUAGAAUUUGUUCCUGGAACGACUGUGGAAACAAUUGAUGGACCGAAAUUUAUCGAAGGUCAGGUAGUUAAUAGCGACUGCGGUGAAAAGUUUGUUCCUGGCAAGACUAUUGUGCAAGCUAAUGGUCAUGUUGAAUUCUCAGUAGCCAAGAAAAUAGAAGAUAUAACUUUUACGGAAAGUACGCCUGUGGGGUUGCCCAUUGAUAUAAAGACGUGUUCUUUAUCGGAAGAAUCUUUGUAUGUUUUCGGUCAUAUGGUGCAAUCUAGUAAAGGUAUAGAAUUUUAUCCAGGCCCUAAAGCACCAGAAUUAGGUGGUAAAGUGGUUCCGGGACGACUCGUUAAGAAUGAAGCAAAUCAAUCGCGUUUCGUCCCAGGAAUGAUGGUGGAAGGAAUCUUUGUUCCGGGACAAAUUGUUUUCACAGAAAAUGGUGAACAGUUUGUACCAGGUCAAGUAGUGGAUACCACUGAUGGACCGAAAUUCGUGCCUGGACAAGUAGUUAAUACAAAAACUGGACCCAAAUUCGUGCCAGGACAAACAAUACAUACAAUAGAUGGUCCUCGGUUUGUACCAGGACAAAUUAUUGAAACAAAGGCGGGCCCAACCUUCAUACCUGGUCAAGUUAUAUCGACCGAAGAUGAAGGUUCCAGAUUCGUUCCAGGACAAGUAGUUGACACUGAUGAAGGACCAAGAUUUGUUCCUGGUAGAGUUAUCGAAACCGAAGACCAAGGAGUCACUUUUGUGCCAGGCCAAAUAGUUCAGACGCCUGAAGGUCUGAAAUUUGUAGCUCCUGAUCUCAUAGAAGGGGAAGAAGGUCUUGAAUUUUCUGUUCAAAGUUUUGUUGUCACUCCAGAAGAACUAAAACUGUUAAAGGUAAAAACAAAUCCAAAUGAUACAUCGUCUACUAAAGGAGAACUAACAAUUGACAGAAAAAUGCUAAGACAAUUAUCGGAAGCAGGAAUGUCAAUUGGAAGGCAAGUUCCGACUGACUUACCCGCCAUUAACGUUAUAUUGAAUCAUACGAAAAACGCGGAAGCCUUGAAAGCUUUCGUUACAGAUUUUGGUUUAAAAGAUGAGGUGGCAAAUCAGCUUAUGGAAGUAAUUACAUCAAUUAUAGAAAUGAGUUCUCAUUUAAAAUCUGAAAUUCAUGUAAAUAAUAAAAACAAUGGAUUGAUUGGGGAAAAUAAAAGAGGCAGAGCUUAUAAGAAAAAGUUAGAAGAACAAAAUCGUGAUGAUUUUAAUGGAGACAAAAAGCAGCAACAGCACCAGGAAAAAGUGAAAAACUCAAUAGCAGCUGCUGUAUUAGCUGCAUUAGUCACAGCUGAGCAAUUUGAAGAAAUUAAUAAUAACAAUGGAAAAGAAAAAUAUCAGCAUAUAUUAAAAUCGAUUGAUACAAUAUUAGGGAAAACCAUCGACGAAGACUUUGUAUCGGCUAUGUAUAAAAUUCUUCAAACAGAGGAAAAUAAAGAAGUUCUUUGUGAAGAAAUACUUGAAAAUUCCACAAAUUCAAAAUUAGAAUUAAUCAAAAUUGCUAUUAACAGUGCUUUAGACAAACGUUCCUAUACUCAAGAACAGAUAAUUGACAAGUUUAGUGACUUUCUUAGCAGUGAGAAUCAAGUACUUGGGCCAGCUUUCAAAAAUAUUUCUAAAAAUGACACAAAUUUACUACACCAUGUUUUGGGUCGCAUAUCAGACUCCAUUUCAUUUAUUCAAACAGAUCAUGAGGCGGUCGAAACUUUACAAAAAGCUAUCGUAUCUGCUAUACAGGAAACUAGUAGCAAUACAUUAGAAACAAUUUUUGAAGAUUCUAAUAAUGAAAUGUUAAAGGAAGUAAUUAUUCAAUCAGUAGGUCUUGCAAAAGUACUUGGAUUGAGUGAUGUGGCCAAAAGUCUACUCUGCUUUUUAAAUGAUGAGCACUGCUUGUCAAAAAUACAAAAUGAUGAAAUGUGUAUGAAUAUACUUAAAAGACUAACUGUCAUGAGAAAACUUGCAGAGAAGACCCCAAGUUUACAUUUAGCACUGCGUAAACUGGAAUCAGAUCCAGAGCUAGCUCGCACAGAUCCUAAAGUUAGGGAUUUGGUACGAGAAAGUGCUGCACUUAUGAUCGUCCCCGAAGAGGCUCCUUUAAUGACAUCUGAUGAUAUUCCUUUAAGUCUUCUUCAACCCGAAAAUUGUCUAGCGAUGGAAGAUUUUCUAUUUCAGCGUAAAAAGCUUCCAGGUGCUCUGUUGAUAAUGAAAAAAGGAUUACAAGCAGUAGUUCCUAGAGAAGCAAGUCGUGCUGUUCUGACCGGUCAGGUGGCUUAUACAGUAUUAGAUGAAAAUGGUAUAAGACAUUUUGAACCUUUACACGUCUUCUCGGCCCUUAAUCUCAGUCAACCUACAGCGCAUCGCUUCAGCAUGUAUAGCUGUCCCAUUCUAGAUGACAAUGACGAAGACCUCCAAACAUUUACUGGAUAUUGUAAUGUUAGCCACAGUCAAAGAAUCUCAAAAUAUACAAAUGGCAGAAGAUAUAAUGGAGUGCUGUUAGACAGGGAUACCACAAGGUCGAGAAUUAACAGCCUUGAUUACACACCUAGUUAUAAAAGAUAUCAUUCCCCAUCCUUGUCGAGUACCAGAUCUAGAUCUACGUGUAGCAGAAGUCCCUCCAAGGUGGACGACAUCGUGGUAGCGACAUCAGAUUACACAGCAUCAGCUGAUGAUGAAGUCUCUCUUAAAGCUGGAGACAUAGUCGAGGUUCUCGACACGAAAGCCUCUGUCGGAUCCAAGAACUCACAAAUCGACACGGACCUGGAUGUGAAGGCCGAGCUGCUAGACACAACUGCCGCUAAGCACAAGCUGGCGGUGAGGCCGAAGAAGAAACAUCCCAGCAAGCAGGUGAAGCGGUGCAUCACCAGCAACGAGAGAUGGCUGGUACGAGUGGUGGAAGACAUGCGGGAGGGAGAGCUGUGCACGCGGCAGGGCUACGUGCCAGCACACGUGCUGAGGGAGAAGGUGCCGGAACGGGACCAAACGGCGCUGGCAGCCAGGAGACAGGCAGUUGUCCGGGAGCUGAUUGAGACUGAGGAGGAGUUCGGGCGAGACAUCCAGCAGGUGGUGCAGCAGUACAUGCGACCCAUGGACAAGGCCACCACCCCGAAACCCGUGUUCGACAACCGGGAACUGCUGUUCUCCAACUUCAAACAGAUCUGCGAGUUUCAUAACACUGGGCUUCUAGAGGGCAUCAAGUACUACGCUGAGGAGCCGCGUAUGCUUGGGAGGGCACUGCUUCGUAUGGAGAGAGAGUUUGACAAACACGUCGCCUACUGCCGAGACGAGCCUCGCGCCCAGAACUUACUCAAGAACGACCCUGUCGUGUCCAAAUACUUCAAGGCUUUGGCUGAAAAACUUGGUGACGACAAAGGCCUUCCCGAGCACCUAAAGUUACCCAUCCAGAGGAUAAACGAUUAUCAACUUCUCUUAAAGGAGUUGGUGAAAUACUCAAAGCGACUCGGUGACGACUGCACCGACCUACAAAAGGCCCUUGAACUAUUCCUCGGCGUCCCCAACCGUGCUACCAACAACCUCUUCAUCGAUAGCAUCGAAGGUUACCGCGGUAACAUCUACAAGCUUGGCCGGUUACUUACCCACGACUGGUUUACUGUUGACUUCGGUGACCAGGCUGAGAAUAAAUACCUUUUUCUUUUCAAAGCGAGAAUCUUGAUCUGCAAAGUUGAAAGCAUUGGAGACGGUCGAUCGGUUUUCGUUCUUAAACACAUUGUCAAGCUCCCGGAGACAGAGGUCAAGGAUAUUCCGGAAACAACCAAAUUCGAGCUUCAUAGAAAAGAUCCUCCUUUGAUCAUCACUCUUAAAGCGACUAAGGACACCAUUAAGACUGCUUGGCUAAGAGAAAUUAGACAGUUUGCAAGUGAUCUAGUUGCCCUAGCUGAACACGCAGCCGACGAUCUUCAAGUUGUGUCACCACCACGCGCAGAAUCUCCGGAACCAUCAGACGAGAAAAGGAAAAGAGAACCAUCAGAGGAAAACCAGACUGAAGAGAGACAAGAAAAGAAAUCUCGAGUCGAAGAAGUUAUUGAAAAAGUUUCUGAGGUUGUAGCAGAAGAAGAAUCUUCACACGUAUCUAAAACUAAACGAAAGAUAUCUGUUGAAGCUGAAGUUGCUACCAAAAUAUCUAAAACUGAAGUAACAGAGGUAUCUUGUGUUAGCGAGGUGCAAGAAUCUCACAGCUCUGUCAGCGCUGAGAGUGGAGUGACUACUGAUUUGGAAUCCAAAUCAAUUGUAACACAGGUCAGUGAAGUCGAGUCAGUUACUUCCCAAUCACAAGUAAGUCAACAAACCGUCGUUAAAGCUUCUGAAACUGCAAUAUCACAGGUUGAAGUUCAACAAGAAGUAACAUCAAAGUCAGUCCAAAAUACAUCUGUUGAACAAUCCAAUACAACUGAAACAGUUAAAAAGGAGAACGUAUCAAAAACAGGAGUUAAAUCAGAAGAGCAAAAUAGCGAAUCUUUGACAACUUCGUCUCAACAAUCAGCAAAUUUAGUUUUUCAAGCAUCAUCAAUCGAACAGACUCAACAGGACCAAGAAUCAAAGCUUGAAGAAACAACACAAUUUCAGGAAUCGGUUUCUUAUAGUCGGCAAACAUCUAAAACAUCUGUUGAACAAUCAGAAAGUGUUGAAAAGUCUGUAGUUCAGGCCGAGGUUUUAUUAGAAAAGGAAUCUGAACUUAUUCAACAACAAACCAGUACAGAGAAGAAAGAAGUUAAAACCGAAACUAAUACUCUAAAGACUAAUGUAGACAGUUUGGAUCAAAGAACUACAAUCCUAGAUAGUUCCUCUAUCGAUCGUGAAGAUACAGAAAAAAAGUCGAAAAGUGAAAGCACAGUUACAUCUCCAGUAAAUACCAAACCUGUAGAAUCUCAAAAGACUACUGAAGAAGAUAAAGAGAACGUUAAUCCCGCUCCUGCAACCACUGAAAUCAAAUUAAACGGAACUGUUAGUGAAGAAUCGCUAGCUAAAAAUACUGUAACAGCUGUUAAAUUUAGUAAAUCAGAAUCUGUAGAUAAAACAAGUGACGUUACCUCUUCAACUCGUAAAAGCGUAAAAUCAAAUAAAGUUGAAAAAAAAGAAAAAGCUAUCGUCACUACCGAAGAACACUUAGAAAAUUCAACAGUGUUACAAGAAGUAAAACGUAACGGCAAGAACGAAGAUCGUCCUUCAGACGAAGCUUUGCAAACUGUUGUAAAAACUGACAAAACUGUAAACAGUAACAAGUUAGAAGAGAGGGUUUUAGAAGAAAGUCAAGCUGUAACCACAGAAGAUAACGCAGACGGAGAGAUGUCGAGAUAUAGCCGCAGUUCGCGGCUUUCUGGAGAGUAUUCAAGUAGCAGUCGUAAGUUAUCAUCAGGUGGUCGUUAUGAGUCGUCUUCUACAUACGACAGCAGCGGUAUUUCUUCUGUUGCUCGCCGAGAAAGUGGUUCUCGCAUGGAAAGCUCCCGCUUCGAAUCUGGAGGUGCCUUAGAAGGUUCAGCAGCAUCUAAAUAUGAGUCUAAAUACUCAGCAUCGAGCAAGAUUGAAGGAGGUUCAAGAUACGGGAUUGAAUCGAGCUACGAAAGCAAAGAAGGCUCCAAAUACGCUAUUGAAGCAUCUUUAGACGGUGAUAGCAAAUUGGAUAGUAUCGCGUCUAAAUAUGGCUUGGGUACCAACUCUGAAACUCAAAUUUCAGGACGAUCUUCUAAGUACAGCGUUGAAACCACUUAUGAUGGUAAUUCGAACACAAGUUCAAAACGUGGUAGCAUCGCUUCUAAAUAUGGAAUAGGUUCAGAUUCUGAAGUUCAAAUAGAAGGUCGAUCAUCUAAAUACAGCACUGAAGCUAGUUAUGAUGGCAAAGCUUUAGAAACGACUAGUAAACUUGACACUAUUGCUUCCAAAUAUGGUCUCGGAUCAAACGAAACACAAAUUGAAGGACGUUCUGCUAAAUAUAGCGUUGAUACCAGCUAUGAUGGCAAUACCGUUGAUACUACCAGCAAAAUUGAUAGCAUUGCAUCUAAAUACGGCCGUAACUCUAUUACUGAUAGCUCGAAAACUGUCAGUCGCUCCACCCAAUUAGAUAUUGAUGCAAGUUUCGAUGGUAAUAUUAAUGGAGAAUCCAAAGUGGAGUCAAAGUAUAGUUCAAAGAACCAUGAUGCAUCUGAAAGCAAAUAUACAAAAAAAUCCUUACUUUCUAACGGAUCCGUUACUGGGGAGUAUGAAUCUACGAAAACCAUUUCUAAAUCGGAGUCGGACGGUAAACCAAUUUUCUCAAAAACUCUGGAAGGCCAGGAUAUUGAACCGGGCGAGAACGCAGUCUUCGAGGUGGCCGUCGAGAAUGGUCCUGAAGAUGUUCAAGUGACGUGGUUAAAGGAUAACAAACCUAUAAACGAUCGUCUAAUGGACCGUGUGAACAUGAUAGUUAAGAAUGGAACAUAUCGCCUUCAAGUAAUGCAUUGUAGAGAAGACGACUCUGGUACAUAUACGGCAAUCGCUGAAAAUGAAAAAGGCAACGCACACUGCACCGCACAGUUAGCCGUCCACGAGUUGACACCAGAGGAGAGGAAACGAAGGAACGCCCUCAAUGCGCCAUACUUCUUGGUCGCUCUGAAGGACACUGAGAUCCUUUUGAACACGUAUCUACGCUUCAUGGUCAAGGUCAAAGGAAAUCCUAAUCCUGAAGUCAAAUUCUACCGCGACGGCAAGGAGAUCACAGCAAAUGACGGUGAACGCCUGUCCAUAGUGCGUACGCGGGCUGAAAAGGGCUGCUACGAACUGGUCAUCGCGGAUGUCUGCGCUGAAGACGCUGGCCUCUACUCCUGCAACGCUAUGAACAUCUACGGCGACGUGGUCACUGAAGCCAAGGUUACUGUUGUUGAUGAUAAGAACAUAUUCGGCGAACUGCCGCCGGGCGGUGAAGGUUUGCUGGCGAAGGGCGAGAAGGCAGCCUUCGCGUGGAAGAAGGAUGGCGAGGACUUCGACCCUGAGGAACGGUUUAAGGUGCUACUGGGCGACGAUGAGGACUCGCUGGCAUUGGUGUUCCAACACGUUAAGCCAGAGGAUGCCGGCCUGUACACCUGCGUCGCCAAGACCAGCACCGGAAACAUAUCCUGCUCCGCUGAGCUUACCGUCCAGGGAGCUGUGAACUUCUUGCACCGCGAGCCCCAGAAGCCGGAGCUGGUGAUCGAGCACCGGGAAGCCAUCGUGUCGAGCGGCGGGUCGGCCAUGUUGGAGUUGGUGUGCAAGGGCUACCCCAAGCCCAACGUCGUGUUCAAGCACGAGGGCAAGGUGGUGGAAGCCGAUUCUAGACACAAGUUCCUCCACGAAGACGACGAGAACAUGUCGUUGGUAAUAAAGAAUGUGACCUCGGCGGAUGCGGGCGAGUACCACAUCAUCGCCUCCAACGACCUGGGUGAAGACACCACCACCGUCAACUUGGUGGUCAAACAAGCGCCCAAGAUCAAAAGGAAAAUCGAGAACCAGACUUGUAUGGCUGAAUCAACCCAUGAAGUCACAAUAGAGAUCGAAGGCACCCCAUCUCCCGACGUAACUUUCUACAAGGACGGCGUCCAGAUCAAGUCAUCCGAGCGUAUCACCAUCGUCAAGGAGAGCGAGGAAGUGUACAAGAUCAUCAUCAAGGAUGCCAAGUUGACCGAUACCGGCUCUUAUUCGGUUGUUGCCAAAAACGAGAUAAACCAGUGUUCGGACUUCUGGCAAUGGCAAGUGACGUCACCACCAAAGAUCACCAAGAAACUUGGUGGAGACAAGGUGUGCAACGAAAAGGAGACCGUCACAUUCGAAGUUCAAACUGAGGCUGAUCCCGCGCCAACUGUCACAUGGUACAAGAAUAAGACGGAGCUGAAGGAGUCAACGGCGGUGAAGAUCACGUCAUCAGGGUCGGCGCAUUCUCUGGUCAUUACGUCGGCCGCACGCGCAGACUCCGGCGAAUAUUCAUGCGAGAUCCGCAACGUGCACGGUUCAUCAAGCGACUCUUGCUUGCUGAACGUGAGAUGCGCGCCGCAAUUCACCAAGCGCUUGCAAGACACGACAGCGGCUGAUGGUGACGUCAACGUCGAGUUCACUGUCGACGUCGACGCCUUCCCGACACCUGAUGUUAAAUGGUACCUCGGCGAUGUGGAGAUAAGCGAGAAGAAGUCCGUGUACACCCGCGUGGAUAACGGCAGCAGUCACAAACUGGUCCUGAAGGAGGUGACGUCAGAGCUGUCCGGGCAGUACACAUGCAAGGUGUCCAACGAGAUGGGACAGGACACGUGCCAGGCAACCUUCACUGUUAAUAGAAAACCCCGCAUCACGAAGAGUUUGAUUGACAUGUCCGUGGACGUCGGACAGACACUGAAGUUAGAGGUGGAAGUGGAGGGUUGUCCGGAACCCAAGAUCAAGUGGUACAAGGAUGGCAAGGAAGUCACCACCGACGCCAGGAUCAAGAUCGAAAGGGAUACCAAGAGGCUAGAAAACUACCACUUGACGGUAACGUUGAUAAAGGAAGAAGACGGUGGCGAAUAUGAGGUCCGCGCUGAAAACGAGAUGGGCAGUGUCUCUUCCAGAAGCAUCGUCACCGUGCAUACAAAAGAAGUUCAUUCGAGGUUCCGAAAAGAAAGUUUAGUUGAAAGUGAACUUGAAGAAGAAAGCAAAUCUAUAAAACAACUGGAUGAUACAUUGGAUAACAAAACAAAGAAAUCUGCAAAGAAGUUGGAAUGUGAAGAAAUCGAAGAAAAGUCCCUGAUGGAUGAAACAGAUACGAAACCCAAAUCUGUAUCAUUGAGCGAUGUCGAUAAAGCCACUCCGGCCCAAUCUAAAAAGGCUGUCUCUGAACCGGAAGUUGCUGAAGAAAAGUCGUUCUGGGAUGAAAUAGAGCAACCAACAAAAAUACAAGUAGAUGAAAACACAGAUGGUAAGACUAAGAAAGAAAAGGCAAAAUCUGAGCAAAUCAGGCAACAAUCUAUCGUGGAAGAAACAGUUACAAGAUCGGUUUCAUUUGAGGAGGAAGAUAAACCGGCCCCAUUAAAGUCUCAGAAAUCAUUCACUGAACCUGAACUGGUAGAAGAAAAGUCAUUCUGGGAUGAUAUAGCUGAAGAUGAAAAGUCAAAAUCGGCUACAGUCAAUGAGACCGAUAAACCAGCUUUAAUAAAAUCUCAAAAAUCUUUCACUGAGCCCGAAGUAGUAGAAGAGAAGUCAUUUUGGGAUGAUAAAGGUGAAGACGAAAAGCCAAAAUCAUCGAAAGUAGAAAAAGUGGAGAAACCAGCACAAUUGAAAUCUCAAAAAUCCAUCACCAAACCUGAAGUAAUAGAGGAAAAGUCAUCAUGGAAUGAAACUGAUGAAUUAGAUUCAAAAUCUAAGGAAGCGUUAGUAGAAGUGGUCGAUAAAUCAAUCAAAUCUGAGAAAUCUUUUUCUGAACCAGAAAACGUGGAACAAAAGUCUUUCUGGGACGACACGAAUGAAACUAGUAAGCCAAAAUUAGCAAAAGCAGAUAAUGUUGAAUCAUCUCCCAGAAAAGCUAGGAAGUCGAUUACAGAGCCCGAAGUAAGUGAAACUAAGUCAAUAUGGGACGAAAAUCGUAAUGAGCAGAACAAAAAGCCUAUAGUGGAAGAAUUAAACACAGAAAAACUAGAAGGUACAAAAGAAGUAACUGAGCCCGAAGUAAUAAAAAAAGUUCCAUUAGAUGAGACACUUAAAUCAUCAAAACGAAAGUCUGUUAAAAAACAGUCGGUUAGCGAAGAACCGAUGAGUGCGGAAACUGAAGGCCGAGUUUUCGAAACAGUAACAACGUUCAAGUCUGGCGAUGAUGGUUCAAUAAUUGUGUCCAAAGUAAGCAGCAGUCUCUCGCACGGUGCUAUUAUUACAGGUCCAGCCGAAACGCGCACUAUACACAAAAUGACCUCAAGUGCAGUGUACUAUGAUGAGACUGACGAAUACGAUAAAAAAAUUGUAAAACCAAAUAAACCUCACACAACUUCACUUGAAGUUGAAGAAAUAGCUAGUCAUAGUUACUAUCUGUCAGAACUGGGUAGUUAUAUAAUACCGGAUCAUAUCAGAAGGGGAACUUAUGGCAUAAUAGAGGAACCUCAAACUGAUUCUGACGCUGAAAAUAACUCAAGACACGGAAGACAGGUCGGCAGUAGAACAAUUUCAAUCAAAUCUGUUUCGGAGGAUGAGAUGAGUUGGCAAAACGAUUCACUUUCACGUGAAAUUUCAAUCGAGGACCUUACAAAAUCUCUUUUCGAUAUUGAUGAUACAAAAAAGAUUUAUAGUAAAGAUUCUUAUGUACGGCAGUCCUCUUUCAUAGAAGAUUAUUUCACGGAUGAAGGUGAUGAAGAAUCAGUUAUUUUAAAAGAAAAAAGUCAAAAGGUUUUCGAGAAUGAUAUCACAGAAAAACUCAUACAUAUAUCGAAGGAAUUUGACGAAAACGAAUUUAAAGACGCCACGAUUAAAAAAGAUAAUAUAAAGAAUCGCAUAAUAGAAGAACUAGUUUUAAGUCCAACUAAAAAUUACGAUAGUAUAACUAAAGAUAUAGCAGAAACUACAUUAGAGCGUAAGAAAAAACCAUGCACUGGUUUGUUUAGUGUUGACGAGGAAGUGGACGGUGAUAUUGAAGAACUAUUAAGACGAAGCAAGAGGCAAAGAAGCAUUUUAGAUGAUAUUCUUAAUGAAGAAGAGGAAAAAGCACCCCCCAAACUAAAAGAAAGCAGCUUGAAGGACGGUCACACCUUCGAAUCCCUCCCCUUAGUAUACACAGUCGAAGCUUCUGGAACCCCGAAACCCACAGUCCGUUGGUUGCACGAGGGUCAGGAGGUGAAGCCUGAUGGAAGAAUCCACAUCACCAAUGAAGGAGAUCUUUACAAGCUGGAAAUAGAUGCUGUUGAUAUGAAAGACGCUGGAAAAUGGCAAUGCGAAGUCAUCAAUGAUCUUGGAACACAGUCUUUACAGGCUGAACUUGCUGUUUCUCCCGAAUCUGAGCUCCGAAAGCCUAAGUUUACGGUUCCUCUGGAAGCAACAAGUGUUAUGCAACGCGAGCCUGUCACCUUGAAAGCGGUAUGCACGGCAGAUCCUUUACCUCACGUGGCUUGGCUGCUUAACGGAAAGGAACUUACUCCAGACGCCACUAUCAUCACCAACGCUGACACCAAAGAACUCGAGCAUGGCCUGAAGGAUUGCAUUUUCACUUUACAUAUCCCUACUGGUCGUCACGUAGACACCGGCGAGUAUACGAUCCAAGCGAAGAACAAGUACGGCGUUGGGGAGAGUUCCGCUCGUCUGGACAUCUUGCUAAGACCUGAAGUCGAGCCAAUAAAAGACGUAACCACGGUUCCCUUUGAAGAAACAACAUUUGUUACGAAUAUCAGGGCCAACCCAGUCGCUGAGGUCAAAUGGAGCAAAGACGGCUACGUUAUUCAGCCAUCACCAAAACACGAGAUCAUCGAGGACCGGGAGACGGAGACCUUCAAACUGGUAGUGAAGACAGUGGGCAUCGAAGAUGCCGGCCUCUAUACUGUCAGCGCUACGAAUGUGCACGGGGAAACUACGCAGCAAGCCAGACUAAAUGUGCAUACCGACAAGCCUUCAUUCAUAAGGCCGCUGCAGAAGCAGAUAGUCAAAGACUACGAAGAUUGUACACUGCGCGUGCGAUGCGACGGCGUGCCUAAACCUAACGUCAAAUGGUUCCUCAACGGCAAAGAGAUCACCAACGAUGACCGCCACUCUAUCGCCACUGAGAUCGGCGGGCAAGUGGAUAGCGAACUUGAGAUCAAGCACUUCAAUGCAAGUGAUACAGGAAAGUACAAGGUAGUGGCCUUCAGCGUGUCCGGCGAAGCGGAGAGCCAGGCUGAUAUAUCUCUGGCGCAAAUCCCGCCCGGCUUCGCGCACAAACUCGACCGCCAGAAGGACGUUGAUGAGGGAGAGCCCCUGGAGCUGCGGACCAAGGUUGAUGGCAGCCCGAUACCUACCGCUAAAUGGUUCAAGGAUGGUGUAGAGCUAUCGCCCAAUGAUGAGCACGUCAAACAAACUUGCCUACCCGAUGGCACUGUCAAGUUAAGCAUCGACCACGUGACCCCUAAUGAUUGCGGCGCGUACAAGCUACUCAUCACCAACCCCAGCGGUGAACAUAUGGCACUCUGCGCUGUAGCUGUUAACCCGACUCCUCGGAAGCCGUCGUUCAGCGAGGAGCUGGAGAACGUUAAGGUGGUUGUCGGUCAGCCCGUCAAACUACAGGCCAGGGUCAUGGCAUUCCCGGCGCCUGAGGUCAAAUGGUUCAAGGAUGGUGUGCCCAUCCGUCCCAGUCAAGCGGUAAACUUCAUCAACCAGCCCGGUGGUAUCGUGGGCCUGAGUAUAGACAGCUGUCGACCUGAAGAUGCUGGCUCAUACUCUCUUACCGUCACAAACAAACUUGGGGACGUCGCCUCUAAAGCUACUGUUGAGGUUGGACAAAAGGAGCGCAAACCAGCGUUCAUCGCAGAGCUACACCCCACCAAAGUCAUAGAAGGGUUCCCUGUCAAGCUUGAAGUCAAAGUUAUUGGACAUCCGCAACCGACUAUCAAAUGGACACACAACGGAAAAGAGAUCGUACCAGACGGCAAACGGAUUCGCGUGGUGUCCCAGCCAGAUGGCACUCACUCUUUGCUAAUCAAUGAAGCAACACCCGCUGACGCAGGCACUUAUGCAGUCAUCGCUGUCAAUGAUAAGGGCGAAACAACUACCAAAGCCGACCUGACUGUGGCCAGCCGAGAAGAUUCUUCAUCACCUCAAGAGCGUCCUCAAUUCAUCCACGGACUACGCGAAGUGUCGGGCGAAGAAGGACAACCACUUACCGUGACCGCGCCAUUCACUGCCAAUCCUGUGCCUCAAGUGACGUGGACCAAGGACGGACAGCCCCUUUCUCCCAACGAAAGAAUCCUGCUUACUUGCGAUGGCAAGAGGGUGGGACUCGAAAUCAACCCGUUGGAAUUACCAGACGCUGGGGUAUACGCCGUAAAGUUGGUCAACCCUCUCGGUGAAGAUUCAACGGAAGGCAAACUCAACGUACGCAAAGUAUUCCAGCCACCGCGAUUCACACAGAAAUUCACUGACUUGCAGCAGUUACCAACAUUCGACGCGAAAUUCCCUGCCCGCGUCACUGGUAUACCUUCACCUGAAAUCACGUGGUACAAGGACAACGUGCCUCUCAAACCUUCAGACAAAUACUCGAUCAAGAGAGAUGGGGACGCGUGUUGCCUGUAUGUUAGAGAUCUCGUGCAAGAAGAUGCCGGGCAGUAUAAGUGUGUCGCGAAGAAUAAGGAAGGAGAAGACAGCUGUGAGGCUGCGUUGGAAGUGGUUGAUAAAAUCGGCCGCAAGCAAAAGGUGGAACCACCCACUUUCCUCAAGAAGAUAGGUGACGCUGAAGUGUUCCGAGGUCUAAGCGCCAAGUUCACCGCCUGCGCUACCGGCACUCCCGAACCAGAUGUUGAAUGGUUCCGCAACGAUGAGAAGAUAUUCCCAAGCGAUCGCAUCCGUAUCGAACAGGAGACAACGGGACUAUUGCGGCUUACGAUUGGUGGAGUAACACCUGAAGACGUAGGAACUUACCGCUGCAGGAUUUACAAUCCUCAUGGAGAGGAAUCCUGCACCGCACAACUUGUAUAUGACACCCUGGAGCCUCAGAAAGACAAAAAGCCAAUCUCGGAGCAGUAUUCAGACUUCGACAAGAUGAAACGUACCGGCGUGCCCAUGCCUCUGUCAGACAAGCCAAUCAUCUCCCGCAUGGCCGAUCGACACCUCACAUUGUCCUGGAGACCUUCUAUACCCCACCAGCCGAGGUUCCCGGUCACCUAUCAGGUGGAAAUGUGCGAAGUACCAGACGGCGAUUGGUUCACGGCGCGAACUGGUCUGAGAUCCUGUGUCUGCGACAUCCGCAACUUGGAGCCUUUCCGCGACUACAAGUUCAGAGUUCGCGUUGAGAACAAAUAUGGCGUCAGCGACCCUUCGCCGUUCGCAAUAACUCAUCGUGCAAAAUUAGAACCUGAUCCGCCAAAAUUCAUCCCCUACUUGGAACCGGGAAUUGAUUUUAGACCCGAAACAUCCCCAUACUUCCCGAAGGACUUUGACAUCGAACGCCCACCGCACGACGGCUACUCCCAGGCUCCCAAGUUCCUCCGCCAGGAGUACGACUCCCAGUACGGCAUCAAGGGCCACAAUGUCAACCUCUUCUGGUUCGUCUACGGUUAUCCCAAGCCCAAGAUGACGUACUACUUCAACGAUGAACCCAUUGAUAUAGGCGGCAGAUACGAUUGGAGCUAUACUAGGAAUGGGCAGGCUGCGUUGUUUAUUAACAAAAUGCUUGAACGCGAUGUAGGCUGGUACGAAGCAGUCGCUACAAAUGAACACGGUCAAGCUCGCCAACGUGUCAGAUUAGAACUGGCCGAAUAUCCAACCUUUAUCAGACGUCCUGAGGAAACUGUUGUACUGCAACGCCGUACUGCGAGGAUUGAGGCUCGCGUCACUGGUGUACCUUAUCCCGACAUCAAGUGGUACAAAGACUGGCAACCGAUAGCUCCUAGCUCCAGGAUUAAGAUGCAGUUUAUAGAACCUGACACAGUGAUACUGGUAAUAACUGACGCGAUCCUGAAAGACGAGGGUCUCUACUCAGUGUCGGCACGCAAUGUGGCCGGCUCCGUCAGUUCUUCUGCUAUGUUACACGUGGAGGAGAGUGAACACGAAUAUUCUGCCAGGAUCCGCGAGUACCCACCACGCAUCAAGCCCAGUAGUAAGCCGUUUGGAGAUUAUUACGAUUUGGGAGACGAACUCGGCCGAGGAGUCCAAGGUGUCGUCUAUCACGCUGCAGAAAGACAGAGUGGUCGCAACUACGCUGCGAAGAUCAUGCACGGCCAUUCAGAGCUCAAGCCGUUCAUGAAGAACGAACUGGAUAUUAUGAAUUUGCUCAACGACAGACAUCUCAUCCGCCUGUACGACGCGUACGAGCACGACCACACCCUUGCGCUGGUCACUGAGCUAGCGGCGGGAGGAGAGCUUGUCAGAGACCGGCUUCUGAGGAGUCAGGGAUACACGGAGCGCGAGGUUGCAGGUUAUAUACGCCAGCUUCUGCGCGGUCUCAAACACAUGCAUGACAACAGCGUUGCGCAUCUUGGGCUUACUAUCGGCGAACUACUCUUGUCUCACGUGGGCAGUGAUGAAUUGAAAAUCUGCGACUUCGGCCUAUCGCGCAGAAUCCAGCUUAACAAACACGCGGCCCUCGACUACGGCAUGCCCGAAUACGUUGCCCCAGAAGUUGCCAAUGGUGAAGGAGUUGCCUUCGGAGCUGAUAUGUGGAGCGUUGGAAUCAUUACCUAUGUUCUACUGAGCGGUUAUUCGCCUUUCCGUGGAAUAAACGAUCGAGAAACCUUAACGAAGAUCCGAGAAGGAAGAUGGGAAUGGCACGACGAGGAAUGGUGGUCGAGGUUUAGUAAGGAGUCAAGGGAUUUCAUAUCAAAAUUGCUGGUGUUGAACUGGCACGAUAGAAUGGAUGUGGACACGGCGCUGUCGCACCCUUGGUUGACCUUCGCGGAUAAGAUUUAUAAAGAUGAAUACACUAUUACUACGGAUAGACUGAGGAAUUAUUAUAGUUUGUACAGGGAAUGGAUGAGUAAUGCACAGUGCCGCACUUGGUUCCGUCGCAGACCGCUCAGCGGCGCAUUCGACCACCCCUCCAAAAUGGUCUACCCACCAGGAACCAUAUAUACUCCUGAAGGUUCACCUGAACGUGAUAGGCCUUCACACGAGCGCCAGCCAAACGCAUGGGACCUGAAAUUCAAGCAGUGGGAACACCCCGACUGGGAAGUAAAUGCUACGUCAGAAAGCCACUACCAGAACGGCCCAGACACAUACCUGCUGCAGUUGCGUGACACUCAGUUCCCAGUGCGGCUUCGUGAGUACAUGAAGGUCGCCUGCAUUCGAUCACCGGGCUACAGUCUAAGCAUCCAGGAUACCUACGAUCCACGGACGCCAAUCAUUCGCGAACGUCGUCGCUUCACCGACAUCAUGGACGAAGAGAUCGACGACGAGAGACGCGAGCGUAUCUACAACUACGGUAGCGAGAGUUACACCAUUAGGCGCUUGAGACACGAACUAGGCACCAGACUUGACAGCUACGCGGAAGCACAGGCCUUCAUGGAGUCCAAGAAUGACGGCCAACUGCCCUUCUUUAGAGAGAUCCCUCAAAUACUCCCGAUACAAGAUGGAGAUCAGGCUCAACUCUCCUGCUUCGCCGUUGGGGACCCUAAACCGUCCGUCCAGUGGUUCAAAAACGACAUGGUUAUUGCUGAAGGUCAACGCAUUAAAAUAAUAGAAGAUGAAGAAGGAAGGUCCACGCUUAGAUUCGAUCCAGCAAUGCAUCACGACAUAGGCUUUUAUAAAGUAGUAGCAAGAAAUAAAGUCGGCCAAACCGUUGCUAGAACAAGAAUAGUCGAAGCGACAACACCGGAUGCGCCCGACAGUCCAACAGCGUCAGAAACUUCUGAUACAGAAAUUCUAUUAAGAUGGAAGCAACCCAAAUAUGACGGAAACUCCCCCGUCGUGUGCUAUAGCUUACAAUACAGAGAAGGCGAUAACGUAGAAUGGAAAACGGUUGCCGAAAACAUAGACCACGAAUUUUUCGUCGUCAGAAACCUUCAACCAGAUACAAGCUACCACUUUAGAUUGUCCUCUAGAAACAGAAUCGGAUGGAGUGAAAAGGGUAUCCCAACUGAAUUGAUCAAAACGAAACAAUCCGGCGCACCCAAAAUAGAAGUAACAAAAGCGAUGCAUCAUUUGCAACAAUUAACAGAAUCUGGUCAAGAAAUAGUUUUAGACGAGGACAAACCGAAGUUGGACUACUCGAUAGAGGAAAAUCCGAUUGAAUGGGACACCACCCAGAACCUAACAGACCGUUACAGUUUCAUAUCUGAACUUUGGAGAGGAAAGUUCUCAACCGUCGUCAAGGGGCUCGAUAAAACGACCGACAGUAUAGUGGUAGCAAAGAUUCUAGAAAUACGUCCAGAGACUGAAGUGCAAGUGCAAAGAGAGUUCAACUGUAUAAGAAAAUUGAGACACGAGAGGAUAUCGAAUUUAAUCGCGGCGUACCAACCCCCGGGGGCUUCUGUUGCCACAUUGAUUUUGGAGAAACUACAGGGCGCUGAUGUUUUGACUUAUCUAUCAAGCUGCCACGAUUACACGGAACAAAUGGUAGCGACUAUUAUAACCCAGGUCUUAGAUGGUCUUCAGUACUUGCACUGGAGAGGAUACUGUCACCUGGACCUGCAGCCCGAUAACGUGGUGAUGUCUACAGUGCGUUCGAUUCAAGUGAAACUGAUCGACUUUGGCUCAGCACAUAGAGUCACUAAGUUAGGAACUAGCGUACCGCAGGUCGGCGACUUGGAGUACAAAUCACCGGAAAUAGUAAACGACGAAGCCGCCUACCCUCAGACAGACAUUUGGUCAGUGGGUGUGCUAACCUACAUUCUUCUCUCUGGAGUGUCCCCAUUCAAAGGGGCCAAUGAUUCAGAGACUAAGCAGAACAUCUCCUUCGUCAGAUACCGUUUCGAGCACCUUUAUAAGGAGAUCACUCAGGAAGCGACUCGUUUCCUGAUGUGGGUGUUCAAGAAGGUGCCUCUGAAGCGGCCCACGGCGGAGGAGUGCCACGAGCACCGCUGGCUCGCGCACUCCGACUUCAUCCAGAAGAAGAGGGAGCGAGCCGUUUUCUUGGGCAACAGACUAAAGGAAUUCGCCGACGAAUACCACGAGAGCAAGGCAAAGGAGGCUUCUCAGACGGACCCUAUAGCCAACUUCGGGCCCCGAGGCCUCGUGCGCUCCAACAGCAUCACAGACGAACUGCUCACCAACUUUUCCAGCCGCUGACAACAUUAGCCCGCCAUUAUCAUGGACGUGGAGUUGCAUAUAACUUUUGAUCGCAAUAAGUACCUUUUGGCUCUCUCGAUAGUCUUAAUCAGAUAGAAGAAGAAUUUUAUACUUAUAAAUUUUACUUAAUUCAGCUUAAUGCAUUUUCAUUACAAUUGUUAUUAAAGAUCGCCCAUUUAUGAUCAAUUUAAAUUUUUUUUUAUGAUCUACGCUGUUUUUUGGUAUUAUAUUAUCUGAUUUGAAGACUCUAUGGCAGAGCAUCUUCAAAAAAAAUACUAGGCAAGCAAACCUACGUCCAUGAUAAAAUCCCUGGCCAGUGACCAUCCUUGCGCAGGGCUUAGGACCAAUAAUUUACUAUGAAAUUAAGUAAAUUGAUAAAGAAUACCUACCUACCUGAAUUUAAAAAUUUGAUAAUCAUAUUUUAGGUCAUGGUAACAUUGAUUAGUUGCCAACUUUUGUACUUUUAAAUUUACCCCUUUUGGGAUAGGCAAAGAUAAUUUUAUUAAAAUUUUAUGCCAUAUUAAAAUAAUGACAUCUAUUAAUUGAUUUUUUUUUAUCAUUGAAUACAUGUAUAAAUAGAAAAAAUAUUAAAUGUCGUAUCACAUAUUAUAGGCCUAACAAGACUUUGAAUUUAGAUUUUAGAUAUCGACUAUAUUUUAUUAUCAACUAUGGACUUCAUUACAACACUAUAUUAAGCUAUAAUGUAAGACGUUUUAAUCGAUACAUCACUUUCAUUUUGUUUAUAACCAUUUAAAAAACUAAUUAUUAUGAAUGAAUACUUGAUUCUCUCGAUUUUAAUUUAAUAGCGAUUUCAAUGAAAGAAAAACCUUCGUACAUGUCCUUUACGCUGCCACACUAAAUUAUUCUAGUCAUUUAAAUUUUUUUACGAACCUUAUCUAUUGUUAAGUCUUUUAUUUAUUAAACCUUUUUACCUAUUUAUUAAUUUAAUUUAUUUAUACGAUUCAUGCUUCAGUAUUAUUGAAGUUAAAUAAAGAAAGCUAUUUGCUAAA
This is a messenger RNA of Pararge aegeria (speckled wood butterfly), 20975 nucleotides long. It is a transcript of the gene Obsc, whose product is annotated as obscurin-like. NCBI's taxonomy places the organism in Eukaryota, Metazoa, Arthropoda, Insecta, Lepidoptera, Nymphalidae. Bases 124 to 19965 code for a protein of 6613 amino acids. The transcript has 59 exons. Gene Ontology annotation, molecular function: ATP binding; guanyl-nucleotide exchange factor activity; protein kinase activity. Gene Ontology annotation, biological process: protein phosphorylation. The record is from RefSeq and is a predicted model, not a curated record.